CGUGCCUCGCAACAAUGCAUGCAUGCUAGCUACUAGCAUUUGGUCGAAGCUAGUUAAAACGUCGAGCAAACUUUUUGUUUCCUUAAAUAGGAACAUACACCAACCCUGCCGUAGCUCUUAACUUUGCAGCCGGUGGUGGACAGUCUUUUUUUGUAUUAUACUACGUUAGAGACUCCUGCUGGUGGUACAUGAGCCAUGGAGGGUCCGUCCUUUAGUUUACCUGUAACCAGAAUCAGACCGCUGUGGCUGGCACCUGGCAGGAGAGGCUCCGCCGGGGAUGCAGAGUCCGACCGCGAACUAAAAACACAUUUUCGCGUCUGUCGCUUCAUUAUGGAGACAGGAGUGAAGCUGGGUAUGCGCUCGGUGCCCGUCGCCACAGCGUGCGUGUUGUACCACCGUUUCUUUGAACGUGUCAAAUUGCAAGCGUAUGAACCCUACCUGGUGGCCAUGAGCUGUGUGUACCUGGCUGGCAAAGUGGAGGAGCAGCACACCAGGACCCGUGACAUCAUCAACGUAAGCCAUAGGUAUUUCAACAGUGGCAGUGCUCCUUUAGAAUGUGACAAGGAGUUCUGGGAUUUGAGGGACAGCGUGGUGCAGUGUGAGCUGCUUAUCCUCCGACAGCUCAACUUCCAGGUCUCCUUUGAACACCCUCACAAGUAUUUACUCCACUACCUGUUGUCUGUGAAGUCGCUCGUGAACCGCCACGCUUGGUCUCGAACCCCCAUCGCAGAGACUUCCUGGGCAUUGCUUAGAGACUGUUACCAUGGAGCAUUGUGUAUCAGCCACACACCACAACACAUUGCCGUGGCAACGCUGCACCUGGCUCUGAACAGCUACGGAGUGGAGCUGCCUGUCGGGGAGAAAGAGUGGUGGCAGGUGCUGUGUGUGGACGUGACCAAAGCAGACAUCGAUUCUGUGAUCUCUGACCUUCUUCAACUCUACGACAUGGAGGCCAAGUGUAUCUGAAGGACACACAUGGGAGACGUGUGUGUGUGCAACAUAAAUAUUAUGUGCGUAUGUCAUUCUCUGCAUGUACAGGCUGUGACACAACAAGCUGAUAUCGGCCGUCAGUUAAUGUCUGGCUGUGGGUGAGCGUCUGUCGGCCUUUGUUUUUGCGGUGUGUCCCGCACCGUCUGCACUUUUCGGCCCUGCCGACAGUCUCCACCACAGUUUCAACAUGUUGGCGGCGGAGACUGUCUGCAAAAUAAAUCACUCUAAUUGGCUGCUCAGCUUCAGCAAAUCAGUGCACGAGAAGAGAAACUGACGUGAGGAAAACAAUCAAUUGACUAAAGUCAAGAGGGCACACACAUCUCAUCUGAUCAUUCACAUGAGAUCUUCACACGACAUGCCACCUGGGAAGCUCAGUGGUCAGAGAGAGUUGUGUGAAAAUUGUCGGCUGCUUUGUUUUAAUGUGUAUCUUAACAACGGCUUGUAUAUUUACAGUCAUAGUUCUUCCAGUUUCCCUUUUCUAUUGACGAAUAUAGAAAACCGCCGGCAGCUGUUGUAAAGAGUUAUUUCCUCUCAACCAGGUGCAGAUCGUAAGUACUAGUUUGCUGUUGGCUGAAGUCUUUGCGGUGGGUUCAAAUGCGACUGUUUUGCCAAAAUGCAGUUUUUUAAGUCUAUUUGGUCUGUCACAGCCUUAAGUGUCGGUGCGUUUGUGUACUUGAGAGAGAAAGAGGAACAUUUUGUAUCAGUUAGUCUGAGAUCUGUGACAAAAACCCAGCUGCACUACCGAUUCCUGCCACCGCAGGGAGACAUUUCUUGUUUUCUGGUCUCGAGCACUCAGCCUGCAGAAUACUCAUGGUUUCAUCCCAGCACAUCCCAGCCCUCUUGUGGAUUUGAUGGGACAAAGUUUAUCACCCAGUUGUUAUAAAUAAAUAAUUCUGUUCAAAUAAGUUUUAAUUUCGACUUUUUUCUUCAAAAUUAACUUUCUGCAUUAUCCUGUUUCAAAAAUAUGUUGGCUGAAUAUUUUCUUCUUGUCAAUAAAUGCCUUUGGUUGCAAUGAAUUGACAAUA
This is a messenger RNA of Cottoperca gobio, 2015 nucleotides long. It is a transcript of the gene ccnq, whose product is annotated as cyclin Q. The record is from RefSeq and is a predicted model, not a curated record. Gene Ontology annotation, biological process: regulation of transcription by RNA polymerase II. Bases 196 to 966 code for a protein of 256 amino acids. Lineage: Eukaryota; Metazoa; Chordata; Actinopteri; Perciformes; Bovichtidae. The transcript is spliced from 6 exons. Gene Ontology annotation, molecular function: cyclin-dependent protein serine/threonine kinase regulator activity.